Messenger RNA from Amaranthus tricolor (Joseph's coat), 2063 nucleotides. Its product is annotated as serine/threonine-protein kinase UCN-like. Gene Ontology annotation, cellular component: cytoplasm; nucleus; plasma membrane. Lineage: Eukaryota; Viridiplantae; Streptophyta; Magnoliopsida; Caryophyllales; Amaranthaceae. Gene Ontology annotation, molecular function: protein serine/threonine kinase activity; ATP binding. The record is from RefSeq and is a predicted model, not a curated record. Gene Ontology annotation, biological process: protein phosphorylation. The coding region runs from base 528 to 1700 and encodes 390 amino acids. The transcript has a single exon.
GUUGGUUUAGGUCUUGCCUCCAACCCAUAGGUGCCCUCACACCUAAAUCCGCCUAUAAGUGCAACCAAUACUAAAUUAGUCGCAAAUCUACAACCAAAAGCACAAUCAAAAUUAGUUGGACUUGGACGCAAUAUACGACCAUUCUGCUACUAACAAUGUGUUGGUCACAAAUUGGUAAAAAUUGCAAUGAACAAUCUGCGAUCGAAAAAAUUAUUAAUCUUUUAUUUUUGACGUGACCUAUGAUUAAGUGUUAAAGUGCUAACCAAACUUUUAGAAAUAAAAAAUAAUUCCAAAUUUUAAAAAAAAAUUAUUUAUCACCCAUAAAAAGACAAAAAUUCAAUGUUAUCACAUUAAAUUUUUCAAAAAUAAAUAAAGAAAACAAAUAACACAAGAUAAAAAAGAAACAUAAGAAAAUCUCACUAUUUAUAUGCGCUCAUCAUCAUCAUUCUUUCCUAUCUUCACUCCCCUCUGAUUCGAAAUUCCAACUUCCAACCGUCUCCUCUAUUUCUUUCUUUCUCUCCACAAUCAUGGAGUCCCACCCAAAACCCCUCAAAAUAGAAAACAUAAGGGCAAUCAAAAUCCUCGGAAAAGGUGCAACGGGCACCUUAUUUUUAGCUCAUGAUCGGACCACCGACCCGGAAUGCACUUCCCCUUUCGCUUUAAAAGUAGUCGAAAAAUCUCUCUUCCAUCACAAACAACACAGCGCCGUACAUCGUGCGAGGUGGGAAUUGUCCGUUUUAUCCUCCGUCAACCACCACCCUUAUCUCCCUACCUUAUUGGGCUCUUUUGAAAUCGACGAGUUAAUUGGCUGGGCCAUCCCAUUUUGUCCCGGCGGUGAUCUUAACACUCUCCGUUAUCAUCAAAACGACCGUGUUUUCAGCUCCUCUGCAAUUAAAUUUUACCUAGCUCAGAUCGUCUGUGCGCUUGCCCACCUUCAUAGUAUGGGGAUUGCUUACCGUGAUUUGAAACCAGAAAAUGUACUUGUUCAAAGCUCAGGUCACGUGACUCUCACGGACUUUGAUCUUUCAUGUAGACUUAAGGAGCAUGGCAUUAUUCCGUUUCGUGAACUUAAACCCGCUCUACCUUUUAGACGGAAUAACUUGACCCGAAUCAUAAAAUACGGGUCAAUGGCGAAAACAGCUCGGGUUUCCCCUAGGAGAGUGAGUUUCGCUGAUGGAAAACGCUCGAAUUCGUUUGUGGGGACGGAAGAAUACGUUUCACCGGAGGUGGUUAGAGGGGAGGGACACGAAUUUGGGGUUGAUUGGUGGGCGUUAGGGGUUUUGGCGUAUGAAAUGUUGUAUGGUACGACGCCGUUUCAAGGAAAAAAUCGGAAAGAAACAUAUCGAAACGUAUUGACUAAACGGCCGGAGUUUCUAGGGAAACGGACGGUUUUGAUUGAUUUGAUUGAACGGUUAUUGGAGAAAGAUCCGAAUAAACGAUUGGGUCAUUUUAAAGGGGCGGAGGAAAUUAAAGAGCAUGAGUUUUUUAAAGGCUUGAGGUGGGACCUACUAAUGGAGGUUGAACGGCCGCCGUUUGUUCCAAAGUCAGUUGAGGUGUAUUUAAGUCAUUUAACAAAGAAUGUAACGUUUGAUGUAAGAGAAUAUUUUCGUAUGUUGAAGGUACCGCAUCCGCCGUCACCCCGGCGAACCUUGGAAUCAUUAAUGAAAGAUGACGUUGACGCUUUAUUAACGGAAUUCUAAUGAAUUUUGUGUAGAGUUUCUGUGUAUGGUAUUCACAAAAAUAUUAUAGUAAUUAUUUUUGUUUUUCUUGAAGGGAAGUUUUUUUGAUAUAUAAACUGAGGUAAAAUAGAAACACAAAUAAAAAGGUUUGUAAAUCAAACUUAAGAGUCUAGAGCUUAUUUGCAAAAGUAACAUACAAAAUGCACUUUAAAUCGAGAUGAAACUCAAAUCUCUUGUAUAUGUAUACUGAAUAUAGAUUCAAAUUGUAACAUAAGAAUUUUAGGGUAGUUUAGGAAAUGUAAUUAUCGGUGAUCAUAUGUUUAUACUUGAAUAAUGAAUAGUAGCUUUGUCAUGUGAUGUGCACAUGAAUUAUUUUGUAUAAUA